This is a messenger RNA of Chelonia mydas (Green sea turtle), 8934 nucleotides long. It is a transcript of the gene RFX7, whose product is annotated as regulatory factor X7. Bases 629 to 5047 code for a protein of 1472 amino acids. Gene Ontology annotation, molecular function: RNA polymerase II cis-regulatory region sequence-specific DNA binding; DNA-binding transcription factor activity, RNA polymerase II-specific. The record is from RefSeq and is a predicted model, not a curated record. The transcript is spliced from 9 exons. Gene Ontology annotation, biological process: regulation of transcription by RNA polymerase II. Lineage: Eukaryota; Metazoa; Chordata; Testudines; Cheloniidae.
GCGCCCUGCCCAGCCUUCUCCUUCGCAUGGCCACUUGGCAACACUGCAUAAUCCUGCACAAACAGCCUGGACCCCCACUGACACAGCCAGCCGGAAUCAAGGGCAGGGCGCUCCUUUCCCCCCUGAGUCCGCCGUGCUGCCUGGAGCCGGAGGCACGCUGCUGCGGGAGUCAACUUUGCCCCCCUCCCCGCCCGGCUACCGCCGGCUGGGUCCCUGCCCUGGUUAUUCCUUCCCUCGCCCCCCCUGUGUCUGAGCCGUGUUGUUGCUGUCUGCACAGGGCGGCAGUGAGCCUGCGCGCACGGGCUGCCUUCGCCUGGCAGCGCCGCAGCAGGGCAAGCGGCAGGCAGCGCUGUGCGGGCUGCUUCGGGGCUGCAGCGGGACCAGGUGCUGGCGGGGGGCGGCGGCGAGCCCGCAGCGACCCCAGAGCGCGGGGCAGCGCCGCGAUGCGCCUUCCCUUUGGGAAGGCUCCCCACCCUCCGGCGUAGCAGCGGCUGGACCCGACGCGGCUUCUCCUCCGUGAUGUCCCCCAGGCAGCCGGGAAAGGCGACUCACUCGAGUGCUGGGGUGAAGGCCUAGUGUCUCCAGCGCCGCUCGCGCCCGCUCCCUCUCCCGCACCCCUCCGCCGGCGAUGAUGGCAGAAGAGCAGCAACCUGAUCCCCAGCAGCAGCCGCCGCCGCCGCAGCAGCUCCCCGGCACCCCCGCGCCAGAGGGGGCUCUGCCAGCCCUGGUGCCCGGGCUGCAAGGGACGGAAGCCAACGCGCUGCAACACAAAAUCAAGAACUCCAUCUGCAAAACUGUACAAUCUAAGGUGGACUGCAUUUUGCAAGAAGUUGAGAAGUUUACAGACCUAGAGAAACUCUACCUCUACCUUCAACUGCCUUCGGGUCCCAGCAAUGGAGAGAAAAGCGAUCAGAUCUCGAUGUCAUCAAGCCGUGCGCAGCAAAUGCAUGCAUUUUCUUGGAUUCGGAAUACCUUGGAGGAGCACCCAGAAACAUCCCUUCCCAAACAGGAAGUUUAUGAUGAGUACAAGAGCUAUUGUGACAAUCUUGGCUACCAUCCUUUAAGUGCUGCUGACUUUGGAAAGAUCAUGAAAAAUGUCUUUCCAAAUAUGAAGGCCCGCCGUCUGGGCACAAGAGGCAAAUCAAAAUAUUGCUACAGUGGACUGAGGAAGAAAGCUUUUGUGCAUAUGCCAACACUGCCCAACCUUGGCUUCCAUAAAACUGGAGAUGGGUUGGAAGGGUCAGAUCCAUCAGGGCAACUACAAAGUGCUGAUGAGGAAGUUGUGUCAGCCGCCUGUCGACUUGUGUGCGAAUGGGCCCAGAAAGUCCUAAGCCAGCCAUUUGAUUCAGUCUUGGAUUUAGCUCGUUUCCUUGUCAAAAGUCACUACAUCGGCACCAAAUCAAUGGCAGCUUUAACUGUAAUGGCAGGAGCGCCAGCAGGAAUAAAAGGGAUCCCUCAACCCUCUGCUUUUAUACCCACGGCUGAAAGUAAUUCUUUUCAGCCUCAAGUGACAACUCUCCCAUCACCAGUUGAUGCCAAGCAGCAGCUACAGCGUAAGAUCCAGAAGAAGCAACAGGAACAGAAACUGCAGUCUCCUUUGCCAGGAGAGUCUCCAGCAAAGAAAACAGAAGGAGCUACAGCCAAUGGAGUAACAAGUAUUUCUAAUGGAAGUCCUGCAAUCUUGUCUCCUCAGCCUAUUGGUAUCGUAGUGGCAGCUGUACCCAGCCCCAUACCGGUACCGAGGACCAGACAGCUGGUGACAUCUCCAAGUCCCAUGGGCUCCUCUGAUGGCAAGGUUCUUCCGCUCAAUGUUCAGGUGGUCACUCAGCACAUGCAGUCAGUCAAGCAGUCACCAAAGACUCCUCAGAAUGUUCCAGCCAGUCCAGUUGGUGACCGUUCCGCCCGGCAUCGUUACCCACAGAUCUUACCUAAGCCAGCAAACACCAGUGCUCUCACCAUCCGCUCGCCUACUACGGUGCUUUUCACCAGUAGCCCAAUCAAGACAGUUGUGCCAGCUCCCCAUGUAAAUUCCUUAAACGUGGUAAAGAUGACAGCAAUAUCUCUUGCCCCUAGCAGCAGUAGUGUACCCGUCAAACACACUACUUCAUUGAACAGCAGUACAGGAGCAAUGGAAGAAUCGAGGACUGUUCCGCAGAUUAAAAAUGGGUCUGUUGUUUCACUUCAGUCUCCAGGAUCCAAGACAAGCAGUGUUGUAGCUACACCUGCAGUUGAGAUCAAAAUGGAACCAGAAGCAUUGCUGGAUGAGAACCCAAUACAGUGCCAAGAGAAUUCUGAUGUGUCUAAAGCUAUAAAAGGAGCACCAGGCCAGCCUACUGCUCAAAGGAAUCAUUUUGAGGGAACAACCUUGAAAGGUUCAACUGAGAGCAUCAGUGAAGUGAAAACAGUUAAGGGCUGUGAUCAGAGACCUGAAGGAGCAAGGACCAAAUAUAAAGCUCGACCUAAAGAAAUCAUACAAGUUUCUUCAGCAGGCAAUAAUCAAAGCACUCUUACUCUCUCAGUUGCCACUCAAAACUUCUCCAACACCAGCAUCAGUUCACCUCCUAGUGGUGAUUCUACUAUUAAAGAUAAAACAUGCACUAAAAGUCCAAGAAAGCGACUACCUUCUACGCUUCAGGAGUCCCAGGUACCACCUGUAAAGAAACCACUAGUGGGGCAGCUUUCAGCAGGUAGCAUGGAAGGUCAAAAAGGAAGCAGUGUUAAGAAGGUUCAGAAGGUUGUAUCAUUAGCUAGAAAUGACAGUGCUAGAGCACUUGCUCAAGUUCCUAGCAAGGUCACUAUAAAAGUAAAUUCUACAGCUUCAACACACUUAGUGACAAACUGUCCAUUGAAUUCCAAUGUUAUAAAUACCAGUGAUUCCACUUUGGGACAGCAGCUCACAGCCUCAUCUCCAGAUAUAAAAGUAAAAUUGGAAGGAAAUUUGUUUAUCUUAGAAAAUGAUUCAAAAUCUGAUGGCAGCUUUAAUCCAAAUGCAUGGCAGCAUAUCACUAAAACUUCUGACUUUACAUCUGUGAACGCUGAACAGCAGCAAGAUAUCAGUGUUAUGACUAUUGCAGGACAGUCUGGCUCUAAUGAUUUACAGGAAUCUGUAUGGGAGCCAGUGCACUGUGAAGGAAUACAACAGGAUACAUACAGCCAGCAGUUACAGAGCCAGAUCCAAGAAUCAGCUUUGGGUCAAAUACAAGCACAGUCCUCAAAUCAGUUACCGUUACCUCUGCAGUCUGAGUUAAAAGAAUUCGAACAUACAGUCCCUCAAUCAAAUGAAAACUUCUUUUCAUUUGAUGAUGACCUUACACAGGACAGCAUUGUGGAGGAACUGGUGCUCAUGGAGGAGCAAAUGUCAAUGAACAGUUCUCAUCCUUAUGGUAGUUGUCUGGGAAUGGCACUGCAGAAUCAGACAGCAGCUCAAGGAGCUCCAAUGUCAUCUCAUCCAAGCAAUACGCACUUCUACCAUUCAAUCCACAACAAUGGCACUCCAAUUCACACUCCCACACCUACCCCAACUCCCACACCUACCCCGACUCCAACCCCAACACCCACGUCAGAAAUGAUUGCUGGAUCUCAGAGUGUGUCACGAGAGAGCCCAUGCUCACGACUGGCUCAGACUACUCCUGUAGACAGUGCUCUGGGAAGUAGCCGGCAUACACCCAUUGGCACACCACAUUCAAACUGCAGCAGCAGUGUCCCUCCUAGUCCUGUGGAAUGCAGAAAUCCUUUUGCAUUUACUCCAAUAAGCUCCAGUAUGGCAUACCAUGAUGCCAGCAUUGUCUCGAGUAGCCCUGUGAAACCAAUGCAGCGACCUAUGGCUACUCACCCUGAUAAAACCAAACUUGAGUGGAUGAAUAACGGGUACAGUGGAGUCACUAAUUCAUCAGUUUCAAAUCAUGGCAUUCUUCCAAGCUAUCAGGAGCUAGUGGAAGACCGUUUCAGGAAACCUCAUGCUUUUGCAGUUCCUGGCCAGUCAUAUCAGUCUCAGUCCCGGCACCAUGAUACUCACUUUGGUCAUGUGACUCCUGUGUCACCUGUAUCACAUCAGGGAGCCUCUGUAAAUAGCACCAACAAGCAGGAAGGCUUUGCUGUUCCUGCCCCUCUUGACAACAAAGGAACAAGUUCUUCUCUCAAUAACAGUUUCAGAUGCCGGAGUGUAAGCCCUGCUGUCCAUCGCCAACGUAAUCUUAGUGGAAGCACUGUCUAUCCAGUUUCUAAUAUACCACGCUCUAACUUGACCCCUUUCGGAAGUCCAGUGACACCUGAAGUUCACAAUGUGUUCACAAAUAUUCAUGCAGACACUAGUGCCAAUAAUAUAGCUCAAAGGAGUCAGUCAGUCCCUUUGACUGUUAUGAUGCAGACAGCCUUCCCGUCUCUUCAGAAACAAACAAACACUAAAAAAAUAACAAAUGUGUUGUUAAGCAAACUUGAUUCUGAUAGCGAUGAUGCAGUAAGAGGUUUGGGAAUGAACAACAUGCCUUCAAAUUACACAGCGAGGAUGAAUCUCACUCAGAUUUUAGAAACAUCCACCACUUUUCCUAGUGCCAACCCACAAAAUAUGAUCAAUUCCAGCACUUCAGUUUAUGAAUUCCAAACACCAAGUUACCUCACAAAAAACAGCAGCACCGAUCAGAUCAGUUUUUCUUCUGGAGAUAACCAAGCACAAUCAGAAAUUGGAGAACAGCAAUUAGAUUUCAGCAGCACUGUAAAAGACUUUUUAGGGGAGGACAAUCUGCAAACCAACCAGCAGCUGGUGAAUCAGGUGGUGUCAGAUCUCAAUAACGGUGCAUCUGUCUUUUCCAGCGACAUCAGGUUGUCUUCCGACCUCUCAGGCAGCAUUAAUGAUCUGAAUACUUUAGAUACAAAUCUACUGUUUGAUCCAGGUCGUCAGCAGGGACAAGACGACGAUGCUACACUGGAGGAGUUAAAGAACGACCCCUUGUUUCAACAAAUCUGCAAUGAAUCCAUAAACUCAAUGACUACAUCAGGUUUUGAGUGGAUGGAGAGUAAGGACCAUCCUGCUGUUGAAAUGUUGGGUUAAAUUUGUUUAAUAAUAUGUAUGUAGCACACUGUAUCUGAAAGACAGACGUAUUGUAUUUGUCUUAAUGGAAGUGCCUCCUGCAGCAGAAACACUUGCUAAGAAUUGUGGCAUUUUUAAAAAAGAGUUUGCUGUACAAGUCACUUAUUCUUUAGCUUGGAAUAGGCAGUCUUUUCAAUUUUAAAUAAAUUUCUGAAGGCUAUUGAAGAGCCAGUAUUAGAAUUUAAAUUUUAUAGGGUUCCCACUUAAUAGCAUUUCUUAUUGUAGCAAAAAUAUAUAUACAUAGUGAUUGAAAACCAGCAUUCACAACUUCAGGAGAGGUGUUGGGAGGGUUUUAAAUCCAACUUACUUGUUACUAGAGAUUCAGUACUUAGUAUUGCCUGCUACUUCUGAGGAGAUGUUUGAUAUUGGCCUGUGUUAUUCAAGUCAGAAAUGUGUGGGACCUGUAGACAAGUAGGUGGUUGAUGAGAGAGAGGGGUUACAGCUUGAUGAAGGGCAUACAAGUGGUGGUGUCUCAUUGAGCAUUACCCAGAGCUGCAGUACUAUGGUGAAUCGUGAGGAAUGUGUGUGACACCAUUUACAUCUAUGAUGAAGGGCCAAGAUAGGAGAAAAUAAUGGGAACGAUCAAGGAAAGAGAAAAAUGCACUAAAAUUUUAUUUUAAAUAUAUAUAUUUAGUGUUUUUAUCCAUAGAUAUCCAUGACCUCACCUUAAUGUUAUUUUAGUUUUCACUUUAAAUGUUGGAUUUUAAUAUGAGUUUAAAAUGCAUGACAAAAGAUUCUGAGCACUGAGGCUUAAUAAAAGUAGACAUAUGUAUAUUAGAAAAUGAUAGUUACUGUUUUAUUAUUUAUCAGAAUUAGCGAAGGUGACAUGACAUUUGUUUUCUUUUUUCAGUAGAAUGGCUGCAUGAGCUUAUUAAAAUAUUACUAUGUUUAAGAUUUGUUAUUAAACCCAUCUGUUCUAACCUAAUGGGGAGUAGAGGAAGGUGUUUUUCCUCUGUAUUUUUCAGUAGGCUGCCCCUUUCUGUGCCUCCUGAAAAUAAAGAAGAUGAUAAAAAUGUUCUGAUAUUGGCUGACAACUAUUAAAAAUAACUUCUAUAGAGCCAUAAUGUUACCAGGCACUUUACAAAUAUGCAGCAAGACACAUGAAGUCCUUGGGUAAAAUUUUCAAAAGUGCUUAUGUCCCAUUGUCAAAACUGUCUUAGGUACUAAGGAUCCUAAAUCUCAUUGACAGUCAAUGAGAUUUAGGCUCCUAAGUCAUUUAGGUGCUUUAGAAAACUUUAACCCUUGUCAUUAAAAGUAAAAGAAGAAUUUGAGUAUUGUAAAAAUCUCUAAUGAUGAAUAGAGAAAAGGAACUUAACCAGCCGAGGCCCUAAUGCUACAAAGGGGAUCUGCACAGGCAAACUCUGACUCCCAUGUGGAGUGUCACAGAUGCCAGGCAGGCAAAUCACUUUGUAGUAUUGUUCCUGGAGCUUUGUAAGGGGUUUGUUGUUUCUCCCAUGGACUGAUGACAUCAGUAGAACUUAAAGCAGGGUGUCACAUUAGAGGGUUGUUAGGUCAUCAGCUCAUGUAGGAGAGAGGCAGAAUGCCGCCAUCUAGAUUGGGCAAAUGAGGAAGAGAGGACCAGAUUUUCAGCUCUUGAAAUGUAUUUUUUCAAUUUCUUGGUUCUUGAAAUGUAUUUUGGUAAUUUCUUGCAUUUCUGCUAAUGAUCUGAAAUCUUCAGUAUUUGGUUUUGACAGCAUUCAUUGCCAUGGUGCUGCUGCACUAGCACUCCAGAUGCUAGCACAUCAUUGCUUCUCCUGGUCCCUGGGCUCAAAGCACUGAAGUAAGGCAGCCCCCAGCACGUGAGCUCGUCUGAUGAAGGACAAACAGUUGUGCCAUACUGCAGCACCUGAUCCCACGGGCAGCAGACCACAGAGAGAGUUCAUGCCCCUCCUCAGGCAGACUCCUUUUGUUUUCUUAAGAGAGGCUUGCAAAUUUUUUCAAGUUUGUGGGGGAGGUAUUAUUAUAUGGUAAGCUUUGGGUUGAUUAUUUCCAUGUUCUGUUGAUUUCUACCAAUAAGUACACAGUAGAGCCAUUUCCCUUUUUGAAAGAAGUUGCCCAAGGUGGCUCUUGAACUGAUGUCUUUUGAGAUGCUCAGUGCAUCGCAAAUCUGAUCCUGUAUCAAGUGCCAGCACCACUGUGCAUAUGGUAACCCUGCACUUCCAGCAGGCCUGACAUGGGGGGAUGACAAGGGAAGGCACAUACAUGAGGGAGCAUCUGCACUGGUAUUAUGGUGUUCUAUGUAUGUGCAUGGCGUUCUUCCCUUGCCUUUGUGCUGCUAGUACUGCACAAUAGCUCAGUAUAACUAGUCCCCUCCAAAUUCUUGUGUUUUAAGAACAUUUCUCAGCAAAGUUAAAGUAAAUUUAAAAACUGGCUUUUUCUAAAUUAUGCAGCCAUCACCGAAGGUUUUUAAAUGCAAACGCUAUAUGGGGGCCUAGCAGAAAAUUUUCCUUUAACUUAAUUAGCAGGCAAAUAGGAAUACUAUUUAAUCAGUGGAUUUAAGGCAAAUGUGUGUUUAAUUCAAUAAGGAUUCAUUAAAUUACCAGACUUAGGGGUAAAACAUUUUCACUUCAAUAAAUGGUGCUAGGCUAGCUCACAGCUUUGUAUAUUGGUAUGUAUUAGUUUAUUGGAGUUCAUGUGUUUGCUGUUAUAAUUAAUAAUCUGUUAGAUCCCUGUUCUUAGUGCUAGUUACUUCUUUACUGUACAUUGAGACAGAGCACUACUGCACACCAAAGUAUGCAAUACCCAAAGGAAAACUCUGUGAUUCUAACUAAUGGAAGCCUGUCUGUGUCAGAUACUCCAAAAAUAAUAAUUUGAGACAGUUCUGACCCCUUGUUUACAUUACUGGCUUCCUACUAGGAGAAAAUAAUGAAAUUAUUUUGAUAGCAUAUUUUGCUAAAGUAUAAAGACUAGUGAAUUUGUACCCCAUGUACAGUAUUGCAGCAAACACUUUAAAUUUGGUUGGUUAGUCCAGCAAACUUUCUGGGGUUCAUAUAUUGCACUAAAUUUCUGUUGAACCUGUGGCAGGCACGUUCCUUAGGAUAAAUGCAACCAAUACGGCCCACAGAUAAAAACUUUUUAAUGUGUUUCAUUAUUAAAAGGCAAAAUGUCAUAAAAAUGACAGAUGAAGUUGUCUUAUGUAGCAAUGUGCAUUGAUCUCAAUGAGAUAUUUCUAUUUCUUAUUCUCUUACGUGAGAAUAUUACAGCAGGAAGAAAUUAAGUUUAGUUUGCUUCACCAUGUUAAUACAUGAUCACAAGACGUGCAUGAGUGUUAUUGACUUAUCUUGUACAGUACUAGGUAUAUUCCUGUAACCACUUUAUUUUUUUUAUUCUUUUGCUGUAUUGAAACUGGUUCCGUGUUAACCAGGCAAGCAUAGUUAUUCACAAGUAAUUUACUUUUUUAUGUUUACUAAAUUAGCUUAGUUAUUGUUGAAUAUGUUCCUUUCUUGGAUUAUUUUUUAUUGUUCUGGUGUUGAAAAACAUUUUUGUACCAUUUUAUCAUGAUAAGAAUUCAUGAAGUAAAGAAUUUGCAAAUAAUUGCGAUAAGCACUGACUUCUGAACUGAAAAGAAGGAAAGCAUUUCUUGUGCAGUGCAUCUGAGGUUCAUAUAAUAGUCUUGUACUAUACCGUGCUUUCUUUACUGCACCAUAAGGAAAGAAAUAUCCCUGUUCUACAUUUUCAUUUAGUGCAGGAAAUCCGAUUCCCCGCCCCCAGUGUUUUGUUGUCUGUUGUACUGCUGAAACUACAGUAGUUGAAUAUUGCAGUAGCAUUUCAGUUAUUUUUUUUAUUGAAAGUGCUCAAAAAUUGUUUUUUAAAUGUUUUCAAAAACAAUAAAAACAUUUUAUAUUAAA